GCAUUCUACUUCAUCGACCAUUACGGCUGCACAUUUGUCAGCUUUAUUAUUUUUUUAUUUGCAUCCCCUCAUCCUUACCCGCUGCCACCAGCAGCACCACCAUCACUUCGCAGGCAAACAAGCCUGUUCUGCCCGACAUUAUCUCCAUCCAGACUCCGCUGCUGGAAAGGAGGCUGAAAUGACGGAUGCAAGCAUGGAAGACAGACCCGGGGACAGUGUAUAUACAUCCGAAGAGGCUGUGUAAGUUUAGAGGGAAGCCGCUGCGUGUGUCUCCCUCUGUACUUUCACCGACCCCCUCCUCCUCCGCUGGCAGAAAUUUAUAAAGAACAAAAAAUCCGCCGAGGGAGGGAGGGGGAUUGAUAUACGCCGAGGCUGAAAUCGAGAGGCGAACCCAGGGAAAGAGGAGUAAUUUGUACACGGGACUUUCCCCCUCUUAGUCCCCCAAAAGGAGGGGGAAAAGUCGCAAUAUUGGAAACGAAACGGAAUGAGCUUCUAAGGGCGUGAAAACGUCUGCAAUUGUGGAUACUUUAUAUAUUUUUAUUUCGAAAAAAUAUGGCCGAGAACGUUCUGGACUCUGGCCCGCCUUCAGCCAAGAGGCCUAAACUCUCCUCUCCGGCACUUUCCGCCUCCGCCAGCGAUGGAAAUGAUUUCGGCUCUCUGUUCGACCUGGAGCACGAUCUCCCGGACGAGCUCAUCAGCUCCAAUGAGCCAGGCCUUGUCAACGGCGGAGACCUCAGCCAGUUGCACACCACACUGGGAGGAGGACCUGUAGGGCUUGGUCCUGGUGGAGGUAGUGGAGGGCCAGGAGGAAUGGGUCUUGGUCUUGGACCCGGAGGGGGUCCCGGUGGAGGUCAGGAUGCUGUGGCCAAGCACAAACAGCUGUCUGAGCUCUUGCGCUCAGGAGGACCAUCCUCGACCCAACAAGGGCACCAAGGAGCCAUGGGCAGCCCAGGAGGUCCCAGUGCGAUGGGGCAGCACUUGGCGAACAUGAAGGCGUCCCCUGGUCAGGGGCCUCCACAGAUGAUGGGCCAGGGGCAGCAGCAGCACCUCUCCCCGCAGCAGCAGGCCAACAUGAUGCAGCAGAAUGCUACAAUGAUGGGUGGCAUGAACAGAGCUAUGAUGGGAGCGCAGCAGAAAGGCAAUAACGGACAGCAGCAGCCGGGCAUGAUGGGCAGUCAGGUGAUGAAUGGCUCCCCCAGGAUGGGCUUCGGGAAUCAAGGGAUGGGUGGCAACACUAACCUGUUGGCUGAGACCCUGCAGCAACAGGGAGCUGGGGGUCAGGCAGGAAUGAGAGGCCAGCAACCUGGAGCUUUGAACAAGAUGGGGAUGAUGGGGAACCCAGGGGGGCCUUUCGGAGGUCCGUACGCUGGGCAGGGGAAUCAAGGUCUGGGAGGCGCGGGGCUGGGCCCUCAGCUCCAGAACAAAGGUCCUAUGGCAAACAGUCUGGCCCAGUUCAAUGUGGACAAGAAGAACCAGCCCAUGCAAGGAAUGGCCGCCAUGGGCUCCCAACAGACCCAAGCUGGUGUAGGCGGCCCCUCAGGUCCACCUUUGGGAGGGGCCCCGGGGAUGGUGCCUAACGCUCAGGCAGGUCUGGUCGGUCCUGGAGCCCAGGUUUCCGCAGCGUCUGCUGCUGCUGGAGCGCCGCCUACAGCCGAUCCUGAGAAGCGCAAGCUUAUCCAGCAGCAACUGGUGCUCCUGCUCCAUGCACACAAGUGCCAGCGGCGGGAGCAGGCCAACGGUGAGGUCCGCCAGUGCAACCUGCCCCACUGCCGCACUAUGAAGAACGUCCUCAACCACAUGACUCACUGCCAGGCUGGCAAAUCCUGUCAGGUGGCUCACUGUGCAUCAUCAAGGCAGAUCAUCUCCCAUUGGAAGAACUGCACACGACAUGACUGCCCUGUCUGCCUGCCGCUGAAGAAUGCUGGGGACAAGAGGAACCCGCAGUGUGAGUCUCUUCUUGGUGGGGCUGCUGCAGGUCUGGGCAGCUCCCUUGGAGCAGUGCCUGGCGGCCAACCAAGUACUCCCAACCUCAACCAGCCGAGCCAGAUUGACCCCAGCUCCAUAGAAAGAGCCUACGCAGCCCUAGGCCUCACUUACCAGGGCAACCAGAUCCAGGCUCAGACUGCCCAGCCCAACAUGCCCAACCAAGGCCUGCAGGGCCAGGCGGGCAUGAGGUCUCUGAACCCGAUAGGUGCAAAUCCUAUGGGAGUCAAUGGAGGUGUGGGAAGUACAACUGCAAGCCAACAAGCCAACCUGCUGCAGGACACCAUGAUGCACCUCAACGUGACCACCCAAGGUCUGCUGAAUGAUGCCAGUGGACUCGGCUCCAUGCCCACAGCAGGUCCUCCCUCUGCCACUGGCAUGAGAAAAAGCUGGCACGAGGACAUCACGCAAGAUUUACGAAACCACUUGGUGCACAAACUUGUUCAGGCCAUCUUUCCGACUCCAGAUCCUGCCGCCCUUAAAGACCGUCGAAUGGAGAACCUGGUGGCCUAUGCCAGAAAAGUUGAGGGAGACAUGUAUGAGUCGGCCAACAGCCGAGCUGAGUACUAUCACCUACUAGCUGAGAAGAUCUACAAGAUCCAGAAGGAGCUGGAGGAGAAGAGGAGAACCCGCCUCCAGAAGCAGGGUCUGGGCCUCGGGCCUCCCGGCUUGGGUCAAAGCCCCACCGGACUUCCUCCAAACGGUCCUCUCCCUGACCCAUCAAUAGUACGGCCAACUGGCCCAAAUCAGAUGGUAAACAGGAUGCAGGGCCCAGGCAUAAACCAGUUUAAUCAGAUGGGGAUGCAGUGUGUGGGUCAGAGGUCCACGCCUCCUCUUCCAAUGGGAGCAUCCGGCAAUCAGAUGGGAAUGGUUGGACCGAGGAUGGGGCAGCCUAAUGUGAACCAGCUUCAGAACCAGUAUCUACCCCAGGGACAGUUUCCUGGCUCAGGUCCAGGAGUUGGAACAGCUCAGCCUGGGAUGGCUCAACCUGGAGCGCAGGCAGGCAUGGCACAGACACAGAUGGGCACUCCUCCCUCUCUUCCAGUUGCUAGUCCUCUAGCACAGCCGGGUUCAGCCAGCGGUCCUGGUAGUGUUUCCGCUGUUGGGCCGAUGGGUCCUCAGAGUGUGGGUGCUGGAGGUCCCAACUCAUCUGUUGCUGCUUCGUCAAUGACUCAGUCCAACACAAACCAGCAGCCCAACUCCAUCCCCCAUUUGGCAGCCAUGCGUGGCAGCUCUCCAUCUCCUGCUCACAGCCGAUCUCCAACCCCUCACCAAACGCCCCCGAGACUCGCUGGAUCCCAGACCCCACAGCCACACACCCCUAGCGCAACACAGCUGGCCCCACCUUCAGCCUCACAGCAGAACCAGCUCAGUCAGGGCCCAGGCUCUAACAAGUCCCUCCAACAGCAGCACAUGGGGCCGUCUGGUUCGACCACUCCGUCUCACCCGGGAAUGGCCUCCAGCUCGACGCCGCACAGUGCUCAGAUGCCACGCACUCCGCUGUCCCAAAAAGGUUCUUUCCCAGCGGACAGUCAGGCUAUGACUCCAGCCUCCGUCAACAGCCUGGAUGCAUCCUCCCAGCAGCCACAGCUGGACUCUUCAGCCAGCAACCUCGAAACCAAGAUGGAGAUAAAGCAGCAGGACGAGGAGGAUGAGAGCGAUGCAGGCAGCUGUUCCAAAGGUGGGAAGCUCGGCAAUCUGAAAAUGGAAGAGAAGCCUGUGAAGACAGAGGUGAAAAAGGAGGAGUGUUCUGGUGAGGGAGGUAAAGGGGGUCCCAUGGAUACAUCAGCGCCCACAGUGAGUGUGAAGACCGAAGACAGGAAACCGGAAGUGAAGAAGGAGGUAAAAGAGGAAGAAGAGACGUCAGAGGCUACACCACAGGCCCCAGCAAAAAAGAAGAUUUUCAAGCCUGAAGAGCUUCGUCAGGCCCUUAUGCCCACGCUAGAAUCUCUAUACAGACAGGAUCCAGAGUCUCUGCCCUUCAGAAUGCCUGUAGACCCACAGCUGCUGUGCAUACCUGACUACUUUGACAUCGUGAAAAAUCCCAUGGACUUGUCUACCAUCAAGAGAAAGCUGGACAUAGGUCAGUACCAGGAUCCCUGGCAGUACGUGGACGACAUCUGGCUGAUGUUUAACAAUGCCUGGCUAUACAACCGCAAAACAUCCAGAGUCUACAAGUACUGCUCCAAGCUGGCCGAGGUCUUUGAGCAGGAGAUCGACCCUGUCAUGCAGAGCCUCGGGUACUGCUGUGGGAGGAAGCUGGAGUUCUCCCCUCAGACACUCUGCUGCUAUGGAAAGCAGCUGUGCACUAUUCCCCGAGACGCUGCUUACUUCAGCUACCAGAACAGGUACCACUUCUGUGAAAAGUGCUUCAAUGAGAUCCAGGGCGAGACGGUUUCCCUGGGCGACGACCCCACACAGCCUCAGACAUCAAUUAACAAGGAACAGUUUGAGAAGAAGAAGAAUGACACACUGGACCCUGAACUGCUUGUUGAAUGUAUGGACUGCGGGCGCAGGAUGCACCAGAUCUGUGUAUUACACAAUGAUACAAUCUGGCCAUCAGGUUUUAUAUGUGACGGCUGCUUGAAGAAGGCAAGUAGGACGAGGAAGGAGAACAAGUAUUCUGCCAAACGGUUGCCGCACACCAAGUUGGGACUUUACCUCGAGCAAAGAGUGAAUGACUUCCUGAAGCGGCAGAGCCACCCUGAGUCUGGAGAGGUCACGAUUCGUGUUGUCCACGUCUCUGACAAGGUGGUGGAGGUGAAACCAGGCAUGAAGUCCAGAUUUGUGGACAAUGGAGAGAUGUCGGAGUCUUUCCCGUACAGGACAAAAGCUCUUUUUGCUUUUGAGGACAUCGAUGGAGCAGAAGUUUGCUUCUUUGGUAUGCAUGUUCAAGAGUAUGGAUCUGACUGCCCUCAGCCCAACCAGAGGCGAGUUUACAUCUCCUACCUUGACAGCGUACACUUCUUUCGGCCUCGCUCUUUAAGAACAGCGGUCUACCAUGAAAUCCUCAUUGGCUACUUGGAGUAUGUCAAGAAAUUAGGCUACACCACCGGUCACAUCUGGGCCUGCCCGCCUAGUGAAGGGGACGACUACAUCUUCCACUGUCACCCGGCAGAUCAGAAGAUCCCAAAGCCCAAACGCCUCCAGGAGUGGUACAAGAAGAUGUUAGACAAAGCUGUGGCAGAGCGGAUAGUGCAUGAUUACAAGGAUAUCUUCAAGCAGGCGACAGAGGAUCGUUUGACCAGUGCCAAUGAGCUGCCUUAUUUUGAGGGUGACUUCUGGCCCAAUGUGCUGGAGGAGAGCAUCAAAGAGCUGGAGCAGGAGGAGGAGGAAAGGAAAAGAGAGGAGAACAGCACUUCCAACGAGAGUAUUGAUGACACAAAAGGUGACAGCAAAAACGCAAAGAAGAAGAACAACAAGAAAACGAGUAAGAACAAGAGCAGUCUGAGCCGAGCCAAUAAGAAGAAGCCAGGGAUGCCUAAUGUGUCGAAUGACCUUUCACAGAAACUCUACGCCACGAUGGAAAAACACAAGGAGGUGUUCUUUGUGAUCCGGCUGAUGGCUGGUCCCAUGGCAAACGCCUUGCCGCCUAUCUCGGACGCAGAUCCCCUGAUGGCAUGUGACCUCAUGGAUGGCCGUGAUGCUUUCUUGACAAUAGCCCGGGACAAACAUCUAGAGUUUAGCUCUCUGAGAAGGUCCAAGUGGAGCUCCAUGUGCAUGUUGGUGGAGUUACAUAACCAAAGCCAGGAUCGAUUCGUUUACACUUGUAAUGAGUGCAAGCACCAUGUGGAGACUCGUUUCCACUGCACCGUCUGUGAGGAUUACGACCUCUGCAUCACAUGUUAUAACACUAAGGGCCAUGUGCACAAGAUGGAGAAGUUAGGUCUCGGGUUAGAUGACGAGAGCAGCAACCAAGCCGCAGCUACCACUCAGAGUCCAGGAGACUCUCGUCGCCUCAGCAUCCAGCGUUGCAUCCAGUCCCUCGUCCACGCCUGCCAGUGUCGAAACGCAAACUGCUCUCUGCCGUCCUGCCAGAAGAUGAAACGGGUUGUUCAGCACACAAAAAGCUGCAAGAGGAAAACCAACGGUGGCUGCCCCAUCUGCAAGCAGCUUAUUGCGCUGUGCUGCUACCAUGCUAAGCACUGUCAGGAGAACAAGUGCCCGGUCCCGUUCUGCCUGAACAUCAAGCACAAGCUCCGUCAGCAGCAGCUGCAGCACCGGCUCCAGCAGGCCCAGAUGCUCAGGAGGAGGAUGGCCAGCAUGCAGAGAGUCGGCCAGGCAGCUCCUGGAGGAGCUCCUGGGGGCAACGGCCUCCCAUCUCCAGGAGCCAACAAUGGAGCAACCGGUCCUGGUACGCCUACAUCAGUGGGCACACAGCCUCCUACCCCUCAGACACCAACACAAGGCAACAUGGCUGCACUCCCUCAGCAGCAGGGAGUCAGUAUGGGGGGAAUGGGGAAUCCAGGCCAGCAACAGCAGCUUCAACAGCAAAGUGGUGCCAUGCCCCCUCAACACCAUCUCCAUCAGUUUCAGUCAGUGCCAGGAGGAGGUGGAGGGGGGAUGAUGAACUCUCCCCAGCAACAGAUGGUGCCCCAGCUCCAGCAGCAGCCUCCCAAUGUCCAGCAGCUCCAACAGCAGCAUCCAGGUGGUCUGCCUCCAUACAACCCCAGACCACCUGGAGCCUCUCCUCUCCACCAGUCCCUUGGAAAACCUGGACUGGGCCCUGCUACCCCACCCCAGCAGCAGCAACAACCCAACCAGAGUCAGGGGCCCAUGUCUGUACAAGGCCAGCAGCAGGGGCCCCCUCUGGCUGCUGUGGAGACGGCCCUGAAGAUCCAGCGCCUUGCGGAGACCCAGAGACAGAUGGCUCAGGCCCAGGCUCAGGCUCAGAUACGUGGCCUUGGACAAGGGGGCAUGAUACCAUCACACCCUCACCACCAAAACACCCAAAACCAGAUGGGCAUGCCCCAUUUAGGGGCCCAGGGCAUGCCUCCCCAGGCUCAGGCAGUUGUUGGCAGGACUAUGUUAGACCCACAGCAGCAGGGAAUGCUAGCAGGGAUGCAGCAAGGUGGUCCUCAGUCCCAAUUGCCACCUCAAGUUCAGCAGCAGCUCCAGCAAGUCCAGCAGGGAGCAGGUGGACAACUUCAGCCAGGAAACCAGCAGUGGGGGGCCGGAGGACCAGCCAUGAACCCACAACAGAGGCCUGGCAUGAUGGGUCACAUGGCACAGCAACAGCAGCCGGCUGUUGGUCAGCAGCAGCAGCAGCAGCAGCAGCAGCCCAUGACUCCGCAACAACUACAACAAGGAGCCCGCGGCCUGAUGCAGGUGAUGAGUGCAGCAGGAGGAGCAGCAGGGACGCCUGCAUCACUUGCAAGUGCGGCUGCAUCAGGAAACCUUCCACAGGCAGCACUACAAGACCUCCUGAGAACCCUGCGCUCCCCGAGCUCACCUCUCCAGCAGCAGCAAGUCCUCAACAUCCUGCGCUCAAACCCCACUCUGAUGGCUGCUUUCAUCAGGCAGAGAGCAGCCAGGUAUCAAGGGUCUCAGGGGGGACCAGGAGGGCCAGGAGGGCCUCCACAAGGGGGACCUGGAGGUGUGAGGUUCCCCGGAGCUGCUGGAGGGCUGCCUGGGGCUAACAUGGAUGGGCAGCAGCAGGUUAGUGUGAACCAGCAAGGCCAGCCAGGAAUGAACAUGGCUCAGGGUGGAGCUGGUGGAGGGAACAUGCCCACCAUGGCUCAGCUUCAGCAGUUGCAACAACAACAACAGCAGCAGCAGCAGCAGCAACAACAACAACAACAACAACAGCGCCCAAUGUUGCCUGGAAACCUACAGCAACAGCAAAUGGCUGCAUUACAACAACAACAACAGCAACAACAACAACAACAAGGAGCAAUGCAAGCAGGGCAACAAGGCACCAUGGCCAACAUGACGCCACAGUUCAGAGAGCUUUUGAUGAGACGACACCUACAGCAGCAACAACAUCAACAACAACAACAACAGCAGCAGCAACAACAACAACAACAACAACAGCAGCAGCAGCAGCAGCAACAACAACAGAUGGGUAACCACGGACAGUUCCAACAGCCUCAAGCACUUCAGCAGCAGCAGGGCCAGCAGGGCUUUAUGCAGCCAGGCCAGGGACAACCAGGGAUACCCCCCUCCUCGCAACCACAGCCUGGAGGUGGAGGGGGGGCCCAGCAGCAGCAAGGAGGGCCUCAGGGACAGCAAGGCUACCCCAACUCCAUGUCCCAGGUAGCUGCAGCGAUCCAACAGCGACUGCAGCAUCAGAUGCAGAUGCAGCAACAACAACAACAACAACAACAACAACAGCAGCAGCAGCAGCAGCAGCAGCAGCAGAGUUCAAUGGGUGGACUUCAAGGACAAGACGGAGGGCCUGGUGGAGGCUCUGGAGGAUCAGGAGGACCACCGCUCCAGCCAGGACAAGGCGGCCCAGGGCAGGGGCCACAGCAGCAGGGUGGAGGGGGUGGUGGACCUCCCCUUCCACAGACAACCCAGAGCAUGCUUCACCAGAACAUCCACCAGAGGCUCCUACAGCAGCAGCACCUGGGUGGGGGCUCUCCUGCUCACCACAGCAGUCCCAUGAGUCCCCAGCAGCAGAUGGCGCAGUCCCCCCACCCACAUCUCCAAGGACAAGGAGGACUCGGUCCCACAGGUUCGCUGAGCAGUCAGGUUCGGUCACCUCAGCCCUCACCUCGGCCUCAGUCACAACCUCCGCACUCCAGCCCGUCCCCACGCAUGCAGCCCUCCACCCAACCCCAGCCUCAACCCUCUCCUCACCGCAUCUCCCCACAAACUCAGACUGGCUCACCCCACCCGGCCCACUUAGGGCAACAUCACCCAAGUAUGGCCCCGCCCCAACCUCCACAACCCCAGCAGCAGGCGUUAUCGCAGCAGCCGGGCGGUUCUGUAGACUCUGCUCAGUUUAGCUCGGACCAGAACUCCAUCAUGUCCCAGCUGAGCGGGAUGACGGGGAUGCAGGGGGGGCAGUCGGACAUGAUGGGGGGGAAUAAUAACAGCAACAACAGCAACCAGGAGCUGGGGACGAACAUUAACCACAACAGUUUAGACCUGAUGUAGCCUUGACUCAAGUCUGUCUCUGUACGUUGACGCUCUGAUCGGUCGCCCCGAACAACAAACUGCCAUGAGAGGAGAGCGAGGCGGGACUACGGCUUUGUGGUUUUAGAAGUUUUUAUUUUUUAUUUAAAUAUUUUUGUGAUGUAUAAAUAAGAACUGAAGCUUCCUUCCUAUGGGAGAUGCAACAUAAAUCUUAGAAGUCAAUAAAUGAAUAAAUUAAAACAAUGGUAAGUUAUUGCUGUUAAUAUAUAUCUAUAUAUUUUUGCCAAUUGUGUACAAAAAGGUGGAAGGGCAGUGUUUCAGGUUGAAGAUAUUUCUUCCUUAGUCUAUGACACAAUAUUUUUGGGGACUGAGAAUUUUUGCCUUUUUAUGAAUAUUUUUAAGAUUUUAAAUGUGGCUAAAAAUUAAAGUGAGUUGACACGAUGUACCUUUUUUAUUGUUUUGUUUCCUGCUUCAAAUACUCAGUCAUAAUUGUAUCUAUUUUGCAGAGUAAGUAUAUUUUAUUUCUGAAUUGAUUUUUCCCACCCCUUCAUGGAAUUGUAAAACAAGCGUCAACAUAUCUUCUUUUUUCUGGACAGUUUUUACAACAUUGUACAGCGACUGCAACACUUCACAUGUGUAGACUUUGUAUGAUUUGCUAUGCGGGUGGGAGGGUGUUAAAUGCAGUUAAACUUCA
This is a messenger RNA of Notolabrus celidotus (New Zealand spotty), 9757 nucleotides long. It is a transcript of the gene ep300a, whose product is annotated as E1A binding protein p300 a. The record is from RefSeq and is a predicted model, not a curated record. The transcript has 31 exons. The coding region runs from base 553 to 9084 and encodes 2843 amino acids. NCBI's taxonomy places the organism in Eukaryota, Metazoa, Chordata, Actinopteri, Labriformes, Labridae. Gene Ontology annotation, biological process: positive regulation of transcription by RNA polymerase II. Gene Ontology annotation, cellular component: nucleus; transcription regulator complex; histone acetyltransferase complex. Gene Ontology annotation, molecular function: histone acetyltransferase activity; protein binding; transcription coactivator activity.